Molecule: messenger RNA, 2181 nt
Organism: Effrenium voratum
Lineage: Eukaryota; Dinophyceae; Suessiales; Symbiodiniaceae
Source: the annotation of a GenBank genome assembly
AUGGCGAAUGAGAUCGAUGCACUGAUUGCCCUGGAUCAUCCAGCCAUCGUGCGGCUCAUCGAGUGCCCCAGUGUUUCAGACAUGCCAGGAGAGGCAGAAGGCAUUGCAUGGAUCUACCUGGAGUACUUUGUGGAGGACUCCGAGGUGCUCUUGGUCAUGGAGCUUCUGCAGGGGCCCAGCUUGGGCGAGAAGAUGCGUGAGUUCGGCAAGUUUUCCGAAAGCUUUGCCGUGCGAUGCCUGCGCCACAUGCUGAAGGCCUUGUUCUGCUGCCACUGCCACGGCAUUGCGCACAACGACGUGAGCGAGGAGAACUUCCGCUUCGAGAACUGCCGGAACGAUGCGGCGUUGCGGAUGGUGGACUUUGGUCUCAGUGAGGUGAGUUCACAGGAGUCUCCGCUGAAGCCCUCGGAGCCGGGGCGAGGGAUCUACGUUCAGAAGCGAGAUAUUUGGAGCGUUGGUACCAUUCUGUACCAGAUGCUGUCAGGCACUCGUCUGCUGCCGGUGAUCAAGGAGGGCUCGGAGUCUCUCGGCCUGCUGCCCUGCGCCACCAAUCCGAAUUACGUGCCGGCGAAAUUGAAGCAGCUGGAGGCAUCAGAGGAGGCCCUGGAUUUGCUGUCCCGGAUGCUUGAGCAAGGCACCGAGCAGCGGAUCGCGGCGCAGGAGGCCCUGCAGCAUCCGCUGGUGGUGCAGUCCUAUGCCCUCCAGCAGGGACAGGUGGAUGACCCCAACCCCAGUACCAGCUCAACGCUGAUCAAGUCCAGAAGCAACCGUCGAAAGCUCGCGGGAUGCGCGCCGGCGCUGCGCGCCUUUGCGAAGGCGCCCAGGAUCAAGCGCCUGGCACUGCUGGUGGCAGCACACCUGCUGGGCGAUGAGGUGGGAGGCGUGCGCUGGGUCUUCAGAUUUCUGGCGCGCGAUGGAUGGCUGGUGGAGGAAGACGCCUUCCAGCAGGCCUUGUUGGAUUCCGGCGAAGAGGUCCCACAGGACUUCGCGGCGCUCUUCAGAUCUGCGGAUUUGUCAGGCUCCGGCGCUUUGAACUUCGUGGAGUUCAUGGCCGCGAUGAUGGCGACGCUUCCCGAGGUGUACUGCAGCCAUUCCUCCCUCAAGGCGGUGUUCCACUUCUUCGACAGCAGCGGGGGCGGAGUGAUCCGGGGCGAGCAGCUGCACAGCCUCUUCCCUGCCAAGUCGGAGUCCGAGUGCUCCUCCAUGAUCCGACAGAGCUGCGGGAAGGACUCGAUGAAUUUCGGGGACUUCCAGCGGGUCAUGCUGCCGAUGAAUUGGAAGCCCCCGGUGGUGGCUGCGGCCUCCUGGGCGGAGGUGCCAGAUCUUUCGAGCCCGAUCCUGGUGAAGAAGACUUCGAGAGAGAGCAAGCACCAGGCGAGGCUUGGAUGUUCUUCAGACCCAGAGCAUGAUGCGCCGCCGCAGGCAAUCAUCAGCCGAGUGACCUCGGCCCCGUCAGAGGCAUUUGCUAUUCGGCAAGUUCCUGGCUUUCACCGCACAACGCUGCGGCCUUUUUACGAGUCACAGGCGGUGUCAAACGUGGUGCUGGGCCUGGCUUCGGGCUCCUCCGGCUACGCACGCCGCGCGGUGCAGCUGAACUGCGCCGAGCUGGUCGAGGCGGGCCGCGGCGCCUUCUUUUUUAUGCCGAACCCCAAGUACCACUGGACCCCCGAGGCGGCGUUCAACGAGGAGCGGAAGGCGAGAUUCGUGGCGUGGUGGAUCCACCCGGACUUGUGCCCGCGCCUCGCGUCCUUUGAUGAAGCACUGGCCGGGGCCCCAGCACCGAGCCGUAGGGUGGCCAUGCCUGCCGCAAACCUGGCGCUGGAAAACAUUGUCGAGACCGAGCGUGGCCAUGCGGAGCAAGAUGGGAAUCCCAAUGCCAGCAUCGAGGCCAACGACGUCGGGGAGUCUAGUGAGGCCAACUGCACGGACGAGCCCGAAGGCGAAGCCUACGAUGAGGAUGGGGAGUCUGAGCACGCCCGCCACGAUGCAGAGGUUGUCACCCACCCCAUCGAGCUGGAGCUGGAGAAGAAUGCCCUCAGCGGCCGCGUUGUCAACCUCGAAGACUCCUUGGCCGGAAAGGACUACCAGAUAGGCGUGCUGACCGCCGAGGCGCAGAAGCUUGAGGAGGAAGUUGCCUUUCUAAAGAUCCAGGCGGCCAAGAAGCAGAAGACCAGCCACUAG